Molecule: messenger RNA, 2364 nt
Organism: Amaranthus tricolor (Joseph's coat)
Lineage: Eukaryota; Viridiplantae; Streptophyta; Magnoliopsida; Caryophyllales; Amaranthaceae
Exons: 6
Coding region: 479-2008 (509 amino acids)
Source: RefSeq, a predicted model, not a curated record
AUCCUUUUUCUGUCAUAUCUGCCAUCUCUAUUCUUCAUUUUCUCUCCUCUAUUUUAUCUUAAAAACUAAACGAAAGAUUUCAUCACUCUCAUACACUAAUGGAAUGGAAGUAAUGGAUCUUCACAAUCAACUUCAUCUUCUUCAAUGUAACAAAAAUUAGAUUUUUUUUUCAUUUCUUCUCCUUUCUCAGAUCUUGAAAAAAUUUGAAAAUAUUUUGCUUAUAAAAUUACUAAACCCCAUUGAUUUUUACUCCCAUUACUAAACCCAGAAUUAGUGUUUGGAUUCCAGGUGGACCCUAAAGAGUAAAAAACAGAAACUGAGUCUGCUAGCUAUAUCUGGGCUAAUAGUACAUUUUUUCCCCUUAAUUUGUCUGUUAAGACACAAAUUUUCCAUUCAUGGAAGCAAAGGGUACAGUUGUUUGACUGAAGAAUAGAGCUAUUUCAAUGGAGUAUUGAGAGAUUGAAAACUUUCAUUGAAAAUGGAGUAUGAAAGGAUUGAAAGACCUCAGAAAAAUGGAGGGUUGUCACCUGCAAAGUUGAGGAGUAUGUUAAUGGGAGUGGAGAAGAAAAGGAGGGAGCUUCUUGGAAAAGAGGAUUCAUCUUGUUCUUUAAGAUCUCAACAUUCUGGUAUAGAUGAUCCAGGUUGCGAUUACUCCGAAAGCUGCAAAGAUGUGGAUGUCAUGCGUGAAUUUGUUGAAUGCUCAACUUCAACAACUGCAGAUUCAAACUUGAUAACAGAUCGCAAGUCAAAAGAUCAAACCCUAGUCAAGUUAAAUGAAGAAUUUGAGGAUGACUAUGAAAAUGGACAUGGCAAUGUGGGUUUAUCAUCAUCAUCAGCCUUUGAGUUCCAGAAGACCGAGUGUGGAUCAGCAAGGGUGCCAGCUGUACCGUUCUCCAAGCCAGCACCAUCAAAAUGGGAUGAUGCACAAAAGUGGAUAGCGAGCCCCACUUCAAACAGACCAAAGGCUGGACAGUCACAUGGUUCUCAUGGGGCAAGGAAAUCAAACAUUUUCGGCCAUGGAAGUAGGAAGCCUGCAACAAAAGUAGUUGUUGAAGUUCCAGAAGAAAAGGUAGUUGCAUUUGAAGAGCCUGAAAUGAAGAGGAUGGAUACUAGGCUUGCUAAGAAAGCAAAUGGCACACAGAAAAUGUUGAAUUGGGAGUCAGAUCCUUAUAAUCCACAUGGAAAAUCAGUGCAUACGACUGAAAAUUUUGUUGGUGAAUCUACAAUUCAUCUCAGUCAACACGAUUCAUCUAUAUCAGUCCAAACGUCGACAACUUUGAUUCCUCCUACAGUAUUUGCGAGGUCUGUAUCCAUGAGGGAUAUGGGAACGGAGAUGACUCCUAUAGCAAGCCAGGAACCCUCACGGACUGGGACUCCUGUCAAGGUGAAAUCACCAAUGCACAGUCCGAAUUCCUCAAGGUCAUCUACUCCUAAAAGAGCCCACCUAUCAGCAUCUCAGACAAACAUGAUCAGCGACAGCUUAAACCCGCAAAGGAAUCAUCUGUCCGAAAAGGAGAUGCAAAUGAAAACAAGAAAGGAAAUCGUGGAACUUGGGAUGCAGCUCGGCAAAGUGAACAUAGCUGCAUGGGCUAGUAAAGAUGAUGACGAGAGGGCAACCUCAUCUUCGGUGAACAACAUGGAUGGAGAGCGGGUGUCUAAGAGUGUUGUUGAGACACGAGCGGAAGCUUGGGAGGACGCUGAGAAAGCAAAGUAUAAGGCUAGGUUUGAGCGGGAAGAAAUGAAGAUUCAAGCAUGGGAAAAUCAUCAAAAAGCCCAAAGUGAGGCCGAGAUGAGAAAGAUUGAGGUUAAGGUGGAAAGAAUGAGGGCAAAAGCACAGGAUAAGUUCAUGAGCAAGUUAGCUGCUACGAAACACAAAGCCGAAGAGAAGCGCGCAGCAGCUGAAGUGAAGAUGAAUAAGCAAGCAGCAAAGACCGAGCAGCAGGCUGAGUACAUCCGAAAAACUGGCCAAAUACCGUCCAAGUUUUCGGGCCGGAGCUGCUGCUGCUAAUGCUAUGUGUUUCCCAUCAUUUCCUUUAUGAUUCCUUGUGAUUAUUUAUUUUGUAACUAGUAUAUCCUCAAUCCUUAUAGGGUUUUCUCCUUCUCUAGGAAUUUAUAAGUGUUGUAACCUUUCUUGGAAGUCAAAGGUUGUAAUCACUUUCCUCUGUUAUACAAGAACAUAGACGUAGUACAUUUCAAGAAAAUUAAGUCCUUUUUUAUUUUGACGUAAUGAUAAUUCGUAAAAGUGAGAAUUGAUCAUUUUGUAAGUGAUUAGUAUUAAACUUGAUCACAAGUUUAAAAGAAGAGUCUUAAACCGCUGAAUCAACUCAUAAUGACUUUAAUGAAGAGGUUUACAUGAAAAUGCUU